Caretta caretta (loggerhead turtle) is the source of this 5051-nucleotide messenger RNA. It is a transcript of the gene PCNX4, whose product is annotated as pecanex 4. The record is from RefSeq and is a predicted model, not a curated record. Gene Ontology annotation, cellular component: membrane. NCBI's taxonomy places the organism in Eukaryota, Metazoa, Chordata, Testudines, Cheloniidae.
UUAACAAAUAAAACAUUGUUAAAUAUGUUUUAUUGGUUAAUACUUUGUUUAUGAUUUAGCAAAUAUAUACUUAGAAACAACACAGACUAAACUUGAAACAAAUAACACUGUGGGGAAACAGUAAAAUCACAGCUGUCAGGGAAAUUUUAUUUAAAAAAUAAAAAAAGUAAAACUUUACCUUGGUUUAUGUUUCCUUUAAAACUGAAUUUCUCUCCUUUACAUGCCCCCACAAUUUUUUACCUAUCAAACUCUCUUUAACCUGGCACCAUUGCACACACAGCACUUUAAAACAUUCUAUUUAUAAAGUUUCAGUGACUUGUGAGCAAGCUUAGAAUGCACUUUUUUUUAGUGUACUUUUAAAACAUUUUUACUAUGGUGUGUCCGUAUUGCAUUUACAAACUGUAGAACUGAUUGUAAUGAAUGCCCUAUCCAAUAUCUAUAUGAUUGGCAGUAUUUCCACAUUACAGUUUAGUUGCUGUCAGAUAUGAUUGCUGUUUUCACCUCAGUUGCAUGAGAAUGCAAGUAACACAAUAACAUGCAAAGUUACAAUAGAAGAAAGAAACGUACAGUACAAUGUAGAGAGUGCUCUGUGUUAUAAGGGCAGCAGAUCAACAGUACCUCAUGGCUCUACAUUUUAUUACUGAGUAUUAUGUGUUGAUUUAGCCUAAUAUCUUUUAGAGAAAAUGCAAAUUGUUGGCCAGUAACACUAAUUUAGAGUAUCUGGGUGCCUCUCAUUUCCAUUAUUUCUGACGGAAUGUUGUGUUGCCCAGUGUGUGCUUGCAGACCAUGUGACUGUUUCCUUGGUGAAUGCAAACUAAACAUUGUGUACUAAAGCACUUACAAGUAUUCGAUACAGUAGUGAGAGGAUACAUGUCAGUGGCAUUAGCACAUUUGUUUUUACUACACCUGUAGUGCUGUUAAAAAUGGGGUGCAGUUUACUUGUCAGAUAGAAGGCAGCUAGUAUAAAACACUUUCUGCAUUAAAUCUUCUAGCUACACUCACAGGAAAGAUGGGACUCAUCCAAGAUUCCUGAGUAAUAAGAAUGGGUCCAGAUGUACCUCUCCUGAAUGAUUACAAACAGGAGUUCUUCUUGAAGCGCUUUCCACAGACUGUUUUGGGAGGUCCCCGGUUUAAAUUAGGCUAUUGUGCGCCUCCUUACAUAUAUGUGAAUCAGAUCAUUCUUUUCCUGACACCAUGGGUUUUGGGAGGAAUAGGAACACUUUUGUACCAGUUAGACAUUAUGAAAGACUAUUACACUGCAGCACUUUCAGGAGGACUAAUGCUUGUUACAGCACUUAUUCUCCAGAUGACAAAUCUGAAUGCAAGACAGAAAACAGUGACAGUAGAAAGAAUGCAAAUUCAGAAUACCCUAAGGGAUGAAGAUGAGUAUGAAUUUUCCAGCUGUGUGGGUUCAGAGACAGUUAAAUUUAUUAUUUCAGGCAAGAAAUAUUUAGUCAACACUGUAUUUCAUUCGUUUCUUGCUGGGGUAAUGUGUGGGUUGGGAACUUGGUAUUUGCUGCCAAACAGAAUAACCUUGCUGUAUAGUAACAUUGGAGGAACUGUUGUGAUCUUUGUGUUUGGAUGGGUAACUAUUUGUAUAGGAGAAUAUUCUUUAAUCAUAAACACAGCAACAGAGACAGCUACUUUUCAAGCACUGGAUACUUAUGAAAUUACUGCUCUGAUGAGACCUUUCUAUAUUUUUGUCUUUAUUGCAGUGGAUCUUGCACACAGGUUUACUGUUAACAUGCCAGUUUUAGAACAGACAAACCAGAUUUUGCACAUCAUAUUUCUAUUUUUGCCAUUUUUAUGGGCAUUGGGGAUUCUGCCCCCACUUGAUGCACUUUUUCUAUGGGGAAUGGAACAAGUGUUGGAGUUUGGCCUAGGAGGUUCACCCAUGUCAAGUAAUACAAGGUUGUUAGUAAUGUUUCUCAUUUCUGCUGGAACAGCUAUAGCAUCAUAUUUCAUUCCCAGCACUGUUGGUGUGGUCCUCUUCAUGACUGGAUUUGGAUUCAUACUCAGUCUUAACCUAAGUGAGAUUGGUCUAGCCUUCAAGCACACCAUGAUCAGCCAUUUAGCUUCCAACAAGUCUAAGUGCUCUAAGUCCAGUGGUCCUAGGAUACACUUUGGAUGGAGGGAAUUCUUUUUCUAUUUGACUGUCUUGACAUUGGCUCUUAUAGAAGCCAGCUUGCUGCAUCACUUUGCUGGUUUUUCAGCAUUUUCCAAAGCCAGUCCCCAGGCUAUAGUGAGUUACAUUCUGAUCGUAUUACUUAUAGUUAUGUGGAUUCUUAGAGAGAUUCAGGGAGUGUACUUGUUUGGAAUCUUCCGAAACCCUUUUUAUCCAAAGGAUGUCAGGACUGUGACUGUGUUCAUGGAGAUGCAAAGAAGGCUUAUGAAAGUUGGUGUUGUCAGAAGGAUUUUACUAACACUAGUGUCUCCAUUUGCUAUGAUAGCAUUUCUUUCAUUAGACAGUUCCCUACAAGGUCUUCAUUCUGUAUCUGUUUGCAUUGGAUUCACCAGAACCUUUAGAAUGGUUUGGCAAAAUUCAGAGAAUGCCCUGUUGGAGAUGGUGAUUGUAUCGAUAGUGCAGAUGUUGCUAUUUAAUACUGAUGUGUGGUGGAACAGAAGCCUUGAUACAGGAAUCAGACUCUUACUGGCUGGUGUCAUUCGGGAUCGAUUACUUCAGUUGAUCUCAAAACUGCAGUUCGCUGUAGCUGUUCUCUUGACAUCAUGGACAGAGAAAAAGCAACGUCGGAAAUCUACUGCAACCUUAAUAACACUCAACAUUGUUUUCUUCCCAAUUGUAUUGGCCUUCAUAGCUGUCUCUGCACUACUUUCUUCCCCCAUGCUGCCGCUCUUCACUCUACCAAUAUUUUUGAUUGGGUUUCCUAGACCUAUCCGAAGCUGGCCUGGACCUGUGGGUGCAACAGCAUGUGUUUGUUCAGAUACCAUGUACUAUCAGCAGGUGGUUCCAAGUCUGGCCACUGCACUGCAGUCUGCACUGGCAUCAGGUAGUCUAGGUCUCUCUUUACCUGGAUCACACUUCUUGUGCCGUUUUCAGGACAGACUGAUGUGGAUAUUAGUACUAGAAAGAGGCUUCACAUACUGCUGUGUUAAUAUUAAGGGGCUAGAAUUGCAGGAAACUUCCUGCCACACUGCUGAAGCACACAGAGUGGAUGAAGUUUUUGAAAUGGCCUUUGAACACCAGGAGCAUGCAGAGACUUUCUCUCUCAAUCAUCAUUUUGGAAACAUUUUAACCCCUUGUACCACUCUACCUGUGAGACUGUAUUCUGAUGCCAGGAAUGUCUUGUCUGGGAUCAUUGAUUCACAUGAGAACUUAAAGCAACUGAAAGAUGAUUUCCUUAAAGUGCUUGUAUGGAUACUUGUCCGGUACUGCUAUAAAAAAUCAAAAAUGUGCGAGAAGCUGGACAAAACAACCAAGAACAAAGAAGGGUCAUUUCCAUUAACCCAGCCCAAUGCAUUUGACAGUGCAGUAGAAAAGCCCAGGCCCAUAAGGGAUGAAGAUAGCUUUAGUGUAGAUACAAUUGCGGAUUGGACCGAUGAUAGUGAUCUUUUUGAUCUUGAGCCCAGCAGAACAAGAGAGAGAAAAGAAACCGAGCCAUUGGAAGCUGCACCAAGAACACUUUUGUCUGUUCCAGGGUCAGUAGAAAUGGAGAGCGCAGUUGGUGCUCUGCAGGAGACAGCCCCUGAAGAUAAACUCUACAAAGCUGUUGUGCUUGGCCUCCCUGCUGUAGACAAAGGAAAGAAGCAGGAAGUUGUAAACUUGCCUUUAGUUGCAUUUAGCUGCUCCUACUCUGAGUUGCUAAGCAUACCUGAAGAGUGGACAACUGCUCCCAUACCUACUUCCAAACUCAAUGAGAUGAGGCAGAGGUUUCCGGAAGACUGGUACCAUUUUGUUUUGAGUCAACUGGAUUUUUUUCAUUUGAAAGAAAAACCUUCCAAUUUACUUGAUGACAUAACUAAAGACAAAGCUUUGAAAGAGUUGUACGUCCAUGGUGUAUUGUCUUGUUGUUUUGGUUUGUUUGGACUAGACAAUACAGUUCCUGCUCCUAGUCAUGUAUUUAGAGCAUACACUGGUGGCAUCCCCUGGUGUGUUGGUUUGGAUUGGCUAACUGGAAAACCAGAGCUGUUCCAACUAGCACUUAAAGCAUUCAGAUAUACGUUUAAGCUCAUGGUUGACAAAGCAAGCCUGGGUCCAGUAGAGAACUUCGAAGAGCUGAUUAACUAUCUGGAAGAAUAUGAAAGUGACUGGUACAUUGGUUUAGUAUCAGAUAUUGAGUGGCAACAAGCAGUUUUGCAGGAAAAGCCAUACCUUUUUUCUUUGGGACAUGAUCCUAACAUGGGAGUUUACACUGGGAGAGUGCUCACCCUUCAGGAAUUGUUAGUGCAGGUUGGGAAGCUCAACGACGAAGCUGUCCGAGGUCAAUGGGCAAAUCUUUCAUGGGAGCUGCUGUAUGCUACCAAUGAUGAUGAAGAACGCUACAGUAUACAAGCUCACCCAAUCCUUCUGAGAAACCUUACUGUGCAAGCAGCAGACCCACCGCUUGGCUACCCUGUUUAUUCAUCUGCAUCUCUCCAUGUGCCUUUGUUGUAGGCUGUUGAUUUGUAAGGUGUGUUUUUUGUAUUUCCUAUCUGUAAGGAGGAAACCAAACACUAAUGCUGCAUUUGUACAACUAGAAAUAUGAAGAUCUCAUUGAGUGGCAUUGGAUGGCAGUUGCCAAACCAGGGAACCCUAAUUUGCACGGAAAAGGUGCAAGCUGGAGGCAAGAACUUUAGAAUCUGUUUUUGCAGUGCUGGAACUACCUAAACCCCAUUCCCUGCGUGGCUGCCACAUGUCUUGAUCUCCACUUCAGAGAACAGAUGCUUAGCUCUGGCCACUAACUGUUGUUGGUGCCUUUUUUUUUUUUUAAUAGCUUGACAGGUGACUUGCAUUUGUAGGCAGGUUACAGCUCAUUGUAGUAUAGUGAACUGUAGAGUUGGUAACCAAAGUGUACGUAUGAAUAUUUAUAUGAAAUUUUUAUUCUCAUUUUACA